This is a messenger RNA of Pantherophis guttatus, 2942 nucleotides long. Its product is annotated as urotensin-2 receptor-like. Gene Ontology annotation, cellular component: plasma membrane. Gene Ontology annotation, molecular function: urotensin II receptor activity. NCBI's taxonomy places the organism in Eukaryota, Metazoa, Chordata, Lepidosauria, Squamata, Colubridae. Gene Ontology annotation, biological process: regulation of blood pressure; neuropeptide signaling pathway; blood vessel diameter maintenance. The record is from RefSeq and is a predicted model, not a curated record.
GCCUUGAAAAUGAGGGUGGUAGGUGGGAAAUAUGAUAACUGCCAAUUUCCAAGAUUGGUGAUGAGAUCCUGGCUGAAUUAAAAUAGAGGCAGAAUCAUAGAAAUAUGAGGCUUGCUUUAAUAUGAGUUCUUGCAUUGAUUGGGAACUGGCUUUAAUUGUCUAAAAGCUUCUUUUAAAUUUAUGGUUCUCCAAACUUCAUCACAUCUGUCACAGACCACUGCAUAAGAUGAUGAGCAUCCUGAUUAGAUCAAGACAGAUAUCGGGUAUGAUUUGACUAAAACAACCAUAUUUUAUUCCAGAUAUAUUUAAAAUAUCUUAAAAUAACAAUGCUACACAAACAGUUCUGUGUAUCCCAUUUUUUAAACACUUAAAAUUUAUCAAAAGGUGAAUUCUUUUCGGUGCCAGCCAACCUUUUCUGUUAUACUAUAGAAAGUAGUGUUGAUUCCACUAACUAGUUUGUCUUAUUCCAUCCUAGACCUCUUCUUUCUUAACACGGCUCUUAAUUUUCUAUUUUUAUUCUGAGACAAUUAAGCACCUUCCUUCUCUAUGCACAAAAAGGGAGAAAACGGGGGUUGGGAGAAAGCAGUGGGGAAACUGACAGAAAGCUGAAGGAAGAACAUGGGAGUUAGAUGGGUGGGAAGACAAGAUGGUUUAAGUACACAGUGUCAUUCUUCAUUAGCUAACAGUCCAGUAGUUAUUGCUGAGAAUAUUAACAUUUGAGUGUGAAGCGGUGAGUCGGACACAUUCCUCCAUCAUAAAGGGGAAUGCUAUUUUUGAGUAGAGGACAGUUGGGCAGCAGAAGAGAUGAGGAAGAAAUCUGUUGGAUUGCUCUGAGGAGUGAUGUGCAUUAAUGGCUAGCAGAUGACUACUGGAAUAGAGAAGUUGAAGACUCACACGAGGACCCAAUCUAUGGAGGUUGAAAACAUGCUGUUUCAUUCAUAAAAUGCAAUGGAUGUACUUCCAGUCAUCGUCUUUCUCUAAGGAAUGGUAAGAAGCAUCACUGAUGAUGACACGCAAAGAAGACAGUUGCCAUCGUUCCUUAUGAAGAAUAGGUUUCUUUUCUCCUAUCCAACCUAUUUUGGUUUUUUCCCCAUCAGCAUUCCCAGUCCUCCUUAUUGAUCUUAAUUGCCAGACUUGUGAGGCACGAAAUGUGCCUAUGAUAGUUUUCUGCAGAAUUGGAGUGCAUUUUGGCUAUUCGAUGAUGGUGGAACUCAUUGAAGAACCAUUCUGGGGCAAUUUCUCAGAUGAAGAAAUUGACUUUCAGGAGCAGAGUUCUCUCACGGGAGUUUUGGGAGCAAUCCUCCUCCUGAUGUGCUUCAUUGGGAUGACAGGAAAUAUCUAUACACUGGUGGUGGCAUUUGGUAGCAUGGCAAUUCGUUCAGCAAGCAGUUUGUGUGUGUAUGUUAUUAACUUGGCCUUGGCAGACUUACUCUACCUUUCCACCAUCCCCUUUGUGGUUUGUACCUAUUUUGCUCAGGACUGGUUCUUUGGAGAUGCAGGAUGCAGAUUUUUGCUUAGCUUGGACUUGCUCACAAUGCAUGCUAGCAUCUUUCUGCUGACGGCCAUGAGCUUGGAGCGUUAUUGGGCAGUGACCAGACCACUAAAGGUUAGGAUUGUUGGGAACAGUUAUCAUAAGGUUGCCAGCCUUGCUGUGUGGCUUCUGUCAUUGUUGCUUACAAUACCAAUGAUGGUCAUGAUCCAGCAGCGGGAAGGUGGAAGCCAUAAACAUAUUUGCUUUCCCACGUGGACACCUGAUGCCUUCCGAGUUUACCUCACAGUUCUCUUUGGCACUAGCAUCCUAACACCUGGCCUUGUCCUAGCCAUAUUGUACUCACGUCUUGCAUGGAGCUAUUGGAUUUCUACAAAAACUAUGCAGCCUCAGGUGAGGGGAAGAAUGUUGAAACAGAAGCUGUUCUCCAGGAUCUUCAGCAUCAUUGUGGCCUAUUGGGCUUGCUUUGUACCAUUCUGGGCCUGGCAGUUAGCCAAAUUGUACUGGUCAAUGGACUUGGAGAUUGGCCCUACUGCUCAGGCUUACCUCAAUUUUGGUGUUACCUGCUUGACCUAUAGCAACAGUUGCAUCAACCCAUUCCUUUAUACUCUGCUAACAAAAAAUUAUCGUGAGUACAUGUCAACUAAGUAUGAGGAAAGACAAGGCAGACAGUAUGCCUUCUUGAGAAGGAGGAGAGAUGCAAAACCUCAAGCAGAAUGUGUAUCUGUAGCACAGGGAGUUGACCAGAUUGAAGAAACAGAAGAUACCCAUUAAUAAUUACCAGUAAUGUCAAAGAUGUCAUUGUUCCUGAGGUUCAUCCUACUCACUUAAGCCAAGAACUUCAACCUUUUGGGCUCCAUGGGCAAACUGAGAAUUUUGAUAGCACAUGAUAGGAACUCAUGCAGACGAGUGAGAAUAUUCCUGCUGACCUCUCUAGACCUUAAGAUUCUCUCAGCCUACAUUUUCCUUACUCUGAGCUGUCAAGCAGACUUCCAAAUUAAGCAUGGGUUGCAGUCACUUCACAUUUUUAUUUUCUAGGAUUGUUCUGAGUCCUAGUAAAUUAUGAUUUGAUUAUUUUUCAGAACCAGUUGGGAAAGGUAAUCAGCAUUAAAGGAGAUAUCCAUGAUAAAUUGGUAACAGUAGGCAUCUUGCUGCAGAUGCUAGAUAAAGAUGUGCAAAAUAUAAUACGUUUUGCUGUCAGUGAUUCAGUCAGGUAGUCAAAGGGGAUGAAUCGUCCUGACACCUAUUGGUCAUUUCAGGCUGAUGUGGGGACACCCUUCCCUUCUGGUCUCUGAGAAGGUUUAGAAAAGAAUACCCACUCUUGAGAAAGAAAUUCAAAAUAACCCUGUCUUGAUUUUGUUUGGCAUAAGUUAUAGUAAACAAAAAUAGGCAGGCUUAGUUUCAAGAUACUGCUAUUAUAUCCUAGAACAAUAAAAAAAAAGCAUUUCUGAAA